ACUCAAAUAAGGUUAUGUUUUUGUAUUUUUUUGCAAUAAUUUUAAGUUUACCACAAUGUUAAAAUUAAAAUAAAUAUUUCUUGCACAGCUUUAUGAAAACACUGAAAAUGUACAUCAGACGUGCAACCUGCAAAAUUUAUAAAAUGUGUCGAUAUAAAAGUGCAUUUACAACACUGACAAAAUUAAACGAAAAGAAUAUAAUAAAAUCAAAAUCGACUGAUAUUCUUAUCCCUAAUCAAUUAAUUCAUGAAUAUGUGUGGGAGCAUUUAGAUAAAUGGUAUGAUAAAACGGCUGUGAUCUGUUUUAAUACUACAAAAUCGUACACUUUUGGAGAAAUUUACAACAAAAGCUUAGCUUUAGCAGGAGUUUUGCAUAAUAAGUUCCAACUAAACAGAGGAGAUAUUGUUGCUGUUGUAUUACCAAAUGUCCCAGAUUUUCCUAUCGUUUUUUUAGGAACCAUUCAAGCGGGACUUGUGGUUACCACAGUGAACCCUUACUACACCCCAGAUGAAAUGGCUGUCCAACUCGCCGACUCAGAUUCAAAACUAAUUUUCACAAUAAGAGAACUCAUGCCAGUAAUAAAUAAAUGCACAAAAAUACUUGGAAGGAAGAUUCCUACUGUCUUGGCAGAAAUUAAACCUAGCGACAGUAUGCCAGUUGACUGUAUUAAAUUAAGCAAAUUGUGUGAUAUUAGAAAUAGUAGUAUAUCUGAUUUUUUAAACCCCGAUGAUGUUGCCCUUUUGCCCUACUCCAGUGGGACUACAGGUCUGUCUAAAGGUGUGCAACUUACUCACAAAAAUGUGGUUUCAAAUUUAUACCAAAUGUCGUCGCCUGAUUUCCUGGUCAAUUUGGAGACUAAAAGUAAUUUCCAGGAUGUUAUCCCUGUUUUCCUUCCUCUUUUCCAUAUAUAUGGAAUGGUAGGAAUUUUCCUCAACUUUUUUGCCAAAGGUUGCAAAUUGAUAAUGGUGCCAACAUUCGUAGGGCCUCAAUUUAUCAAAAUUUUGCAGUUGUACCAACCAACAUUACUAUUUGCCGUCCCUCAAAUGAUUGUUACUAUCUUGAAUAACCCUAAAAUAAAAUACGACAAUUUAAAAAGUAUCAGGACGAUUAUUUCGGCUGCGGCCCCUUUGGGAGCAUUAGCAGUCGACGAAUUUAAUAAAAAAUGUAAAAAUCAAAUCAAUUUGAUACAAAUGUAUGGAAUGACCGAAACGUCGCCUUUGACACUCAUGCAAACCACAAAAUUAAAAAACGGGACGAAAAUCGGGGGCAGUGGAUUUGUGAUACCAAACACUGAAGCUAAAAUUAUUUCACUCACUGAUGAUUCAACUGCUUUAGGGCCAAAUCAGUCGGGAGAGUUGGUAGUAAAAGGACCCCAAAACAUGAAAGGCUAUCACAACAAUCCAACAGCAACGAAAAAAACCAUCCAAAAUAAUUGGUUGCGGACCGGUGACGUCAGCUACUACGACGAAGACCAACAUUUUUUCAUCACUGACAGAUUAAAAGAAUUGAUUAAAGUGAAAGGGUUUCAAGUAGCUCCAGCCGAGAUUGAGGAAAUUCUGAAAAGUCACCCGAGUGUUGAAGACGCCGCUGUUGUGGGAAUCCCCCAUCCGGUUCAAGGGGAAGCCCCGAAAGCUUUUGUGGUUUUAAGACAAGAAGUGAAACCAGAACAUUUAAGAGAAUUCGUGGCCGGGAAAGUCGCGAAUUACAAACGACUUGUAGGAGGAGUGGUUGUUUUGAAGAAAAUCCCCAGGAAUUGUGCAGGGAAAGUACUUAGAAGUGAACUGAGAAAAUUGUGAUUGCAAUAAAUGAGAGUACCUGAUGUUUUAUUUAACUGCCAUCUAAACUGAACCUUGAACUGGAUGUUAAAUGUUCCAUUUGGCCAUGGUACAUGACUUCUCUGAUAAUCUUAUUUGCGAAAGUUCGUUGCUCGUCGGUCAUUUCUCGCAAAAUGCGAGCCAAACUUUUACCAGUUGUGUC
Messenger RNA from Tribolium madens (black flour beetle), 1977 nucleotides. RefSeq names its product 4-coumarate--CoA ligase 1-like. The transcript has 6 exons. The record is from RefSeq and is a predicted model, not a curated record. Gene Ontology annotation, cellular component: mitochondrion. Lineage: Eukaryota; Metazoa; Arthropoda; Insecta; Coleoptera; Tenebrionidae. Gene Ontology annotation, molecular function: long-chain fatty acid-CoA ligase activity. The coding region runs from base 93 to 1796 and encodes 567 amino acids. Gene Ontology annotation, biological process: fatty-acyl-CoA biosynthetic process; long-chain fatty acid metabolic process.